UAAGCUUUGUCAAUCCAUUUACUAUCCUAACCAUAUAUAUUGCUUUUCCUUCCCCUCAAUCGAAACCCUAAUCGUUAUCGCGCCGAGGCUCCGAAGCUAAGCGGCGGCGGCACCGGAACCACCCUCGUCCGUUAAGAUGCAGAUCUUCGUGAAGACACUGACGGGGAAGACGAUCACCCUCGAGGUGGAGUCUUCGGACACCAUCGACAACGUCAAGGCAAAGAUCCAGGACAAGGAAGGGAUUCCGCCUGAUCAGCAACGCCUUAUCUUCGCCGGAAAACAGCUCGAGGACGGUCGCACCCUCGCCGAUUACAAUAUCCAGAAGGAGUCCACUCUCCACCUCGUCCUCCGCCUUCGCGGCGGCGCCAAGAAGCGCAAGAAGAAGACGUACACCAAACCGAAGAAGAUUAAGCACAAGAAGAAGAAGGUCAAGCUCGCCGUGCUCCAGUUCUACAAGGUCGAUGAAGCCACCGGCAAGGUCACCAGGCUCCGGAAGGAGUGCCCCAACGCUGAGUGCGGCGCAGGCACCUUUAUGGCCAACCAUUUCGACCGCCACUACUGCGGCAAGUGCGGGCUCACCUACGUCUACCAGAAGGCGCAAGGUGAGUGAGCGCUACUGCGCUGCUUCUACAUGAAGGUCUCACUAUAUCAACCUGAAAAAACUCGGGGGUUUUUUUUUCUAGAAAAAUAUUAGCAUCAGUUCUUUAUAUUUUGUUAAUGUUUUGAGGACUAAUAUUCAUGGUGAAACCUUGUUUUGAGAUACGAUUUCUUUUGUGAGUUGAUGGCGGAUAAUUAAUUGGUGAUUCUGCUACUA
Zingiber officinale is the source of this 814-nucleotide messenger RNA. RefSeq names its product ubiquitin-40S ribosomal protein S27a-like. The coding region runs from base 137 to 610 and encodes 157 amino acids. The record is from RefSeq and is a predicted model, not a curated record. The transcript has a single exon. Gene Ontology annotation, biological process: translation; modification-dependent protein catabolic process; protein ubiquitination. Gene Ontology annotation, cellular component: cytoplasm; ribosome; nucleus. Gene Ontology annotation, molecular function: structural constituent of ribosome; protein tag activity; ubiquitin protein ligase binding. NCBI's taxonomy places the organism in Eukaryota, Viridiplantae, Streptophyta, Magnoliopsida, Zingiberales, Zingiberaceae.